This is a messenger RNA of Williopsis jadinii, 612 nucleotides long. Its product is annotated as nuclear speckle splicing regulatory family 1 protein. The coding region runs from base 1 to 612 and encodes 203 amino acids. The record is from RefSeq and is a predicted model, not a curated record. NCBI's taxonomy places the organism in Eukaryota, Fungi, Ascomycota, Saccharomycetes, Phaffomycetales, Wickerhamomycetaceae. The transcript has a single exon. Gene Ontology annotation, biological process: regulation of alternative mRNA splicing, via spliceosome.
AUGAGUGCCUUAGGAUUUGGUGGCGAGUCGUCCUCGGACGAGCAAGAGGAGACCGUCGAGCAGUGGCGCAGGAGUGUUCAAAAGCGCUCGAAGAAGCAGCAGCAGCAGCAGCAGCCGAGCGUUGUUGAUGAGUCGAUCUAUCAAUACGAUGAGCACUAUGACCGGUUGCAAGACGAGCGGAAGCAGUUGAAGAGGCCCAAAGUUGAAGGCCCGAGGUUCAUGAAGAACCUGCUGAUUGCGAAAGAACAGAGGAAACAGGAUAAAGACCGGGUGGAGGACGUUAGAGCUGCUCGGGAGCGAGAACUGGAGGGAGAUGAGUACAAGGACAAGGAAGUGUUUGUGACGGAUGGGUAUAAACAGCACAAGACGUUGCGACAGGGAGAGGAGGCGAAGGCUGUGAGGGUGUUGUUGUCCACGAGGAAGCCGUCUGGACAGGCCGAGGAGUCUGCGAAGGCUGCGAAGGCUGCUGAUACCGCUGAUACCGCUGAUACCGCUGAGACCACUGAGCCUGAUGUCAAGCCUGCCAUUUCGAAGUCUAGGCUGCUGCCUCCGUUGGAUGAAACAGUGGUCCUAGAGUACCGCCAGAGAUACCUCCAAAGAUGUGUGAAAUGA